This is a messenger RNA of Aspergillus sclerotioniger CBS 115572, 1548 nucleotides long. Its product is annotated as Protein kinase domain-containing protein. The transcript has 4 exons. The coding region runs from base 1 to 1548 and encodes 515 amino acids. Gene Ontology annotation, cellular component: cytoplasm. The record is from RefSeq and is a predicted model, not a curated record. Gene Ontology annotation, biological process: protein phosphorylation; intracellular signal transduction. Gene Ontology annotation, molecular function: ATP binding; protein serine/threonine kinase activity. NCBI's taxonomy places the organism in Eukaryota, Fungi, Ascomycota, Eurotiomycetes, Eurotiales, Aspergillaceae.
AUGACGACCAACCCCGGAUCUCUGUCCCAGCUGGGCUGGAGCUCCGAGUUCCUCGAUCUCGUCCGGGAUCUCACAUGUGAGCAAAGCAUGACAACCGAGAAUCAUCGAGCCUCCUACCCCUGGAUCUAUGAUUGGCCGCCCAGUUUAGCGACAGUUAUCCAUGAUCUCCUCGACCCACAGAGUGAGCUCGCCGCCAACCAACCACGGCUUCAUGAAAUCCUCGUACGACGCUACUCGGCCAGCAUGAAGGCCAGACAGGAGGACCGAGAAGUCUCUAAAUGCAGCCAUCUAUUCACCAAUGGUGAGCACCGAACGGACAGCUAUGAGUACCAGUAUCAUAUACAUGCCCAUGGGUCAACAGUAGCCGACCAUGAUGGAAACCUGGCAGCGGCUAUUACGUACUAUGCCAAUUUAUGUCCGGAUAUAAAGGACAACUUCGUUAUCCGUGGGAUCCUCGGGAUUGGAUCAUAUGGGGCUGUCUUCCUAGCGCAUAAGUCGGAGGAUAAAAGCAAUAAGCUCUAUGCGAUAAAGGUGGAGCCUCUGACCACCAUCAAUGCGAGUGUAAAUCCUGUCCCGUAUUACGGGAACCCCCCGUCCCUGGCCCCUCUCUACUACCCAGAGGACCUAAGAUUGCGCUAUAUACCGAUUGAGGCCUUCAUACUGCUCCUUGUGAAUGGUUUCGACAGGUUCCUGAAGCUGGACUCGGUCUAUUCCCACCAGAACUUCUCAGCCAUGGUGAUGGAAGCCCAGAUCGACCAGGAGGCCCAGAGCCGGCCUUAUGACCCGUCUGGCUCGAUACAUGACUGGCUGAAGGAGGCAAAGAAUCAGGCCGUCUGCAAUGGGGCCAAACUUAUAAAUCGCAAACAGACAAGCCUCAACGAGAUCCAGGCUUGCAAAGUGGCAUCUCACCUAUUCGAAGCAAUUGCCUAUCUGCACGACAUGGGCAUCUGCAACACCGACCUCUCCCAUGGCAAUUACUUGGUCGACGAGCAGCUGAAUACGCGUAUGAUAGACUUGGGGCUGCUUCAUUUCGGUGUGAAUGAUCAAGACUUCUCCAUGCAUAAGACUGCUUACAUCCCCUCAUACGAAAGGUCUAUGACUCCCGAACUUGCCAUAGAGCUUACGAAGAGUCACUGGCUCAGGAAAUUUGAGAACCAAGUUGAAGCAUCUGUUGAUAUACCACACGACGUCCGCCAGCUCACCUGCUGGCAGUUGGCAACCAUCAUCUACGAGCUCCUCCACGGGUUUGCACCCUGGGAGGAGAAAGAGUGGGACGAACUGAUCGGGGGGAUAACCGAAUAUAUGGCACAUGGGAUCGACUACCGGCGACUGGGGAAGGUCCGAGAGCGACGCGGUAGAAUCAUCAACGAGGAUCUCCCGAUUUCUGAAAAUCUAUCUCAGGAUUGCGUGGAUGCGCUGCGGAUGAUGUUCGUAAAGAACCCGGAAGAACGACCGUCUAUCGAAAUGAUGGCGACGUUUCCUUGGUUCGGUCAAUGGACUUCUCACAGCCCCGAGGAGUUUCAGCGCCCGCCAUUCCCACCCUCAUAG